Molecule: messenger RNA, 2162 nt
Organism: Hyphopichia burtonii NRRL Y-1933
Lineage: Eukaryota; Fungi; Ascomycota; Pichiomycetes; Serinales; Debaryomycetaceae
Gene: ASN1
Product: asparagine synthase (glutamine-hydrolyzing) 2
Exons: 1
Coding region: 359-2077 (572 amino acids)
Cellular component (GO): cytosol
Molecular function (GO): asparagine synthase (glutamine-hydrolyzing) activity
Source: RefSeq, a predicted model, not a curated record
CACCAACCCCAGAAGCCCUAACCACCGCUCCUCUCGACGCCAGCCAGCCCAGCACGCCCACCCAGCAGCCACCUCACCUCCUGGUAAACGCUGCCCUUCUGGGAGUAUGACUCUUAGCUGUUAUCACGGGAUGAUUCAUUUCUGAACCGGUGACGGUUUUGUCCCUCGGAAAUCGCUUGGGAUGACUCAGAUCGAUGGGAAAAGUACGGGGCGGGAAGCAGUUCCGGGUGGAGCUUAGCGUUUUCUGCGAAAAGUUUGCAAAAAAAAAAUGGAAAAAUUUUCGUUUUACGUUGGAUUAUAAAAUCGACCAAGUCUGCACUUUCUUUUAUAGAUACGAUAGAGUAGGUAUAUCAGGAGAAUGUGUGGUAUUUUUGCUGCUUAUAGACAACCAGAGGUUGAACAGUUCAAGGCUAAGGCUUUACAAUAUUCUAAAAGAAUCAGACAUCGUGGACCAGAUUGGUCAGGUAACGUUAUCUCCAACAGUACAAUUUUAUGUCAUGAAAGAUUAGCCAUUGUUGGUUUAGAUUCUGGUGCUCAACCAAUCACUUCUCAAGGUGAACAAUACUCAUUGGCGGUCAACGGGGAAAUUUACAACCAUAUUCAUUUGAGAGAAGAGUUUAAAGAAUAUCCAUUCAAGUCAUUAUCAGAUUGUGAACCAAUCAUUCCCUUAUAUGAAAAAUAUGGUAUUGAUGCACCAAAAUAUUUGGAUGGUAUGUUUGCUUGGGCGUUAUACGAUAAAAAGGCUGAUAGAAUUGUUGCUGCCAGAGAUCCAAUCGGGAUUACCACUUUAUACAUGGGUAAAUCCUCUACCAACCCAAAAACUCGUUAUUUUGCAUCGGAAUUAAAAUGUCUUAUUGAUGAAUGUGAUGAAAUCUUUGCUUUCCCUCCAGGUCAUGUUUAUGACUCAAACACUGAUGAAAUCACCAGAUACUUCAACCCAUCUUGGUGGAACGAAUCUAAAAUACCCGAAAAAAGAGUUGAUUAUAAAGAAGUUAGAGAAUCUUUAGAAUUAGCCGUUAGAAAAAGAUUAAUGGCUGAAGUUCCUUAUGGUGUUCUUUUAUCUGGUGGUUUGGAUUCUUCCUUGAUUGCUUCUAUUGCUGCUAGAGAAACUCAAAAAGCUGCUCAAGCUUUUAAAGAUGGUUAUGAUGCUAAUAAAGAAUUAUCAGGGGUUGAUGAUAAAGGUUCUUUACAUUCUGCUGGUUGGAACCAAUUACACUCUUUCGCCAUUGGUUUACCUGGUGCUCCAGAUUUAAUCGCCGCUGAAAAAGUUGCCCAUUUCAUUGGUACCAUUCAUCAUUCUCAUACUUUCACUUUAGAAGAAGGUUUAGAUGCCUUGAAUGAUGUCAUUUAUCAUUUGGAAACUUAUGAUGUCACCACCAUUAGAGCUUCCACUCCAAUGUACUUAUUAUCAAGAAAAAUUAAAGCCCAAGGGGUUAAAAUGGUUUUAUCUGGUGAAGGUUCCGAUGAAAUCUUUGGUGGUUAUUUAUAUUUUGCUAAUGCUCCUUCCGCUAAAGAAUUUCAUGAAGAAUGUGUUAAAAGAGUUAAAAACUUACAUUAUGCCGAUUGUUUAAGAGCUAAUAAAUCAACCAUGGCUUGGGGUUUGGAAGCUAGAGUUCCUUUCUUAGAUAGACAAUUUUUGGAUGUCUGUAUGAAUAUUAACCCUGAAGAUAAAUUAAUAACACCAAAAGAUGGUAAAAUUGAAAAAUACAUUUUAAGAAAAGCUUUUGAUACUUCUGAUGAUCCAAGUGCUAAACCUUACUUACCAGAAGAAAUCUUAUGGAGACAAAAAGAACAAUUUUCUGAUGGGGUUGGUUACUCUUGGAUUGAUGGUUUGAAAGAUGCUGCUGAAGCCGCAGUCACUGAAGAACAAUUGGCCAAUCCAAAAGCUGAAUGGGGUGACGACGUUCCAACCACUAAAGAAGCUUACUGGUACAGAUGUAAAUUCGAUGAAAUUUUUGGUGGUUCUAAAGCUGCUGCUUCUACUGUUAUGAGAUGGGUUCCAAAAGCUGAAUGGGGUUGUCAUGCUGAUCCUUCUGGUAGAUAUGCUACUACUCACGACCAUAAAGUCGAUAACUAAUUGUAACUUGAUUUCUUUAGUUCAACAUUUAUCUUUUCUUUCUUUGUCUUAAUAAAUCUAUUGUACAUAUUUUAUAUUUUUAUGG